This is a messenger RNA of Polistes canadensis, 1181 nucleotides long. RefSeq names its product phosphomannomutase (gene Pmm2). Gene Ontology annotation, cellular component: cytosol. Gene Ontology annotation, molecular function: phosphomannomutase activity. The record is from RefSeq and is a predicted model, not a curated record. The transcript has 5 exons. Gene Ontology annotation, biological process: mannose metabolic process; GDP-mannose biosynthetic process; protein N-linked glycosylation. The coding region runs from base 115 to 882 and encodes 255 amino acids. Lineage: Eukaryota; Metazoa; Arthropoda; Insecta; Hymenoptera; Vespidae.
CCCAAAGAAAUUCUCAUAAAUCUUCAAAGAAACAUUUCAAACAAUUUCGAUUUGAGCUUCAAGCGUGACGUGAACUAUUUGUAGAGGAUACGAUUAUUGGAAGAAACUAUUAAGAUGUCAAAAAAAAUCAUUUGUUUAUUUGAUAUAGAUGGCACACUAACUGAACCAAGACAACCAAUAAAAAGUAAUGUUGAAAAAUUUCUCUUGAAUGUAUUGAAAAAAGAAUUUGAUAUUGCCAUAGUCAGCGGAUCGGAUUUGGAAAAAAUCAAGGAACAACUUGGUAGUGAAAAUAUAUUUGAUAAAUAUAAAUAUAUAUUUGCUGAAAAUGGACUUGUUGCUUAUAAGGAUAGCAAAUUAUUACCAUCGCAGACUAUUCAAAGUAUAAUCGGAGAAGAUUUGCUACAAGAUUUAAUCAAUUUCACUUUAAAAUAUAUAUCCGAAUUGAAAUUACCGUUUAAACGUGGAACUUUCAUAGAAUUUAGAACUGGUAUGCUCAACAUUGCACCAGUAGGACGUAAUUGUACAAAUGAAGAGCGAAAUCAAUUUCAUGAAUACGACAUAGAAAAUCAUGUGCGCCAAAAGUUCAUACAAGCACUUAAAAAAGAGUUUCCUAACUUGGCUUUGACGUAUAGCAUAGGUGGACAAAUCUCUUUUGAUGUCUUUCCUAUUGGUUGGGAUAAAACAUAUUGUUUAAGGCACAUACAAGGCUACGAAGAAAUACACUUUUUUGGUGAUAAAACAGCUCUCGGUGGCAAUGAUCAUGAAAUUUAUGAAAGUGACUUAACCAUUGGACAUCGUGUAACUGGCCCAGAGGAUACAAUUAAUCAACUAAAUAUUCUUUUGACUUUUGUUAAAGAAAAUAAGAAAAAAGAGAACAAGUAACAAUACGUUAAUAAUGUCCUAAGUUAAAUUGUACAUAUGUUGAUAUAAAUUUCUGUUGUAAAUGUUCAAAUCAAAUUUUCGAUAUAAAGAAAAUAUUAAUAUUUUAAAGAUGUAGAUUUUUUUCAAUAUAUUUCAUAUAUAAAACUUUUCUUUCUAAUUUAUUUUUUAAAAAGGAAUUAGAUAAUAAAUAAAAAACUUAUUCAUUGUCAUUAUACAUUUCACACAUUUUAAAUAAAACAUAUCUUCUAUAUUGUGUAUAUACACCAAAUUGUAUUAAAAUAUAAAUAUAUACAAUUUAU